Messenger RNA from Polyodon spathula (Mississippi paddlefish), 1056 nucleotides. It is a transcript of the gene rpsa, whose product is annotated as ribosomal protein SA. The transcript is spliced from 7 exons. Gene Ontology annotation, molecular function: structural constituent of ribosome. The record is from RefSeq and is a predicted model, not a curated record. NCBI's taxonomy places the organism in Eukaryota, Metazoa, Chordata, Actinopteri, Acipenseriformes, Polyodontidae. The coding region runs from base 1 to 987 and encodes 328 amino acids. Gene Ontology annotation, biological process: cytoplasmic translation; ribosomal small subunit assembly. Gene Ontology annotation, cellular component: 90S preribosome; cytosolic small ribosomal subunit; ribosome.
AUGUGGGCGCUUGCAGGCCGCGGUCCUGCAGCUCGCGUGUGGAGUCAGGCCGCGGGAGGGGCUCUUAAACGCAUCCGGACCCGGAGCGAAGACCCCCUCUUCAGAGAGAAUCUAAUCGUCUGCCGUGCGCCUGUCUGCUCACCUGUGUGCAGGUGUGUCACCUCUUCCUCCUCCCCGCGUCUCGUUCCAGGUGUCUACAUCAUCAACCUGAAGAAAACCUGGGAGAAGCUGCUGCUGGCGGCCCGAGCCAUCGUGGCCAUUGAGAACCCAGCCGAUGUGUGUGUCAUCUCCUCCAGGAACACUGGGCAGAGAGCUGUGCUGAAGUUUGCUUCUGCCUCCGGAGCCACGACCUUCGCCGGCCGCUUCACCCCCGGGACCUUCACCAAUCAGAUCCAAGCAGCCUUCCGCGAGCCCCGUCUCCUGAUCGUGACGGACCCGCGAGCCGACCACCAGCCGCUGACCGAGGCCUCGUACGUGAACAUCCCCACGAUCGCGCUGUGCAACACGGACUCCCCCCUGAGAUACGUGGACAUCGCGAUUCCGUGCAACAACAAGGGUCACCACUCUGUGGGGUUGAUGUGGUGGAUGUUGACUCGAGAGGUUCUCAGAAUGAGGGGCACCAUCUCCAGGGACCACCCCUGGGAGGUCAUGCCUGAUCUCUACUUCUACAGAGACCCGGAGGAGAUUGAGAAGGAGGAGCAGGCUGCUGCUGAGAAGGCUGUCGGGAAAGAGGAGUUCCAGGGAGAAUGGACCGCCCCCGUCGCUGACUUUGUACAGCCCGAGGCUGCUGAUUGGUCGGAGGGAGUUCCAGUGCCCUCUGUGCCCAUCCAGCAGUUCCCGCCCGCAGCCCCAGCUAAAGGAGCUCCAGCCGCAGCUCCAGAGACCUUUGCAGAGGAUUGGAGUGCUCAGCCUGCCACGGAGGAUUGGUCAGCUGCUCCCACUGCCCAGGCUUCCGAAUGGGGAGGGACCACGGCCGAUUGGUCCUAAAAUGUGCAGCAGCUACAGCGGGACGGUUCUCUCCUGAGGAAUCAAUAAAACAGCUGUUUGUUAUAUAAA